AUGGCACUUUGGCUGAUGCUUCUCGAUGCAUGCCCCGGGUGUAGCUAUGACUGGCUCUUCCUCCGGGCCCUUGUGACGGCCGGCUAUGUUGGGUGGGUGUUGUAUGCCGGGCUCUUUGCGCUGCGUGCGCUGCGCAGCCAGAACCUCUUCGGCCAGCAGGCGCUUCUCGGCGAGGAGAAGCCCCGCCGGGAUGUGGCCUCGCCCGGGCCCGGCGGCAGCCGGCGGGCCGAACUGGCCGUCACCGGGGUCUUUGGCCUGCUGGCUGUCGGGCUGCUGGGGUUCCUGGCCUUGGAGCAGGCCCCGGGGCUGUACUUCCUGUAUGCCGGCUUCCCCCUGUUCUUCGGCUGGCGCGUGGGGCUGCUGUGCUGCCGGGCGCUGGCCGCGGCCGCGGCCGCCAAGCACCCCGGCAGUGGGGGCCCCGGCAUGAAGCCUCCCACGCGCGGGCCGAUGCGCAUUUUCCUGCUGGCACUCCUGCUGGUGGUUGGCAUCGAGCUGUUGGUCUUUUCGUACUUCCGCCGGGAGCUGCUGACUGUCCUGGUGCUCGCCGGCGCCGGCUGGACCCUGGUCAGUCGCUGGCCGGCUGGCCCCGGGCGCGUUCCGCUUCCGAGGUCGCCCAUGGCCCCGGCCGCCGGGGACCCCUCGCCGGCAUCCUCGUCGAUGGCCAAGGCCUCGGUACGUCGGUGGACCUACCUGUCCAUCGGCUGGCUGCUCCUGUGUGGUUUGUGCUGCAUGUUCCUCUUCUUGCCGGUGGUGCGCGAGGCGCAGCCGCAUUACAU
Messenger RNA from Fonticula alba, 776 nucleotides. RefSeq lists its product as hypothetical. Gene Ontology annotation, biological process: GPI anchor biosynthetic process. Lineage: Eukaryota; Rotosphaerida; Fonticulaceae. Gene Ontology annotation, molecular function: mannose-ethanolamine phosphotransferase activity. The transcript has a single exon. The annotation marks the transcript as partial. Gene Ontology annotation, cellular component: endoplasmic reticulum membrane. The record is from RefSeq and is a predicted model, not a curated record.